Serpula lacrymans var. lacrymans S7.9 is the source of this 1355-nucleotide messenger RNA. RefSeq lists its product as uncharacterized. The transcript is spliced from 6 exons. The coding region runs from base 1 to 1134 and encodes 377 amino acids. Gene Ontology annotation, biological process: protein phosphorylation. Gene Ontology annotation, molecular function: ATP binding; protein kinase activity. Lineage: Eukaryota; Fungi; Basidiomycota; Agaricomycetes; Boletales; Serpulaceae. The record is from RefSeq and is a predicted model, not a curated record.
AUGGGUCCAUCCCAGGAUCAGGAAGAAUUCGAGGAACGUGCGCUUCAGGUGUUCGGCGCACCUUUAUCGACUAUCCCAGGUACUAUAAGGUCAGGCGAAUUAUGGUGGUGCAAGCAUUAUCAAUGGUUGAAAGACGUUGGGUAUUUGCUUCGCCCUCGAUACUCUCCGGACUGGGUUCCUUCAUGGCAAGGUACAAAAAAGGAUUGGAUGGACUGCGAAGAUAGUCGGGGCCCUAUGAUACAACACAUAUUGGAUGCUACACACAUAUCCGACGGAAUAUUUGUGACUUUGAAGUUAAUAAAAAAGUCCCGACAUCCGUAUGAGAUCGAAAUCGGCCAACUAUUCUCGACAGAGCCACUUGCCUCUGACCCGGCGAAUCAUUGCGUGCCAAUCUGUGAUGUGCUGCAUAUACCAGACGAUGAAGACCAGGCCAUUAUUGUCAUGCCUUUAUUACGACCGUUCACGGAACCGCGUUUUGAUACUUGCGGCGAAGUAACGGAAUGUUUUCGCCAGCUUUUUGUGGGCUUACAAUUUAUUCAUAAACAACAUGUUGCACAUCGUGAUUGUAUGAAUCUGAACAUUAUGAUGGAUGCUACGCGUCUUUUCAUCGAUCCAUUUCAUCCCCAAAAUACUGUCAUGAGACGGGACUACUCAGGGGAUGCUAGGAGCUUCACUCGUACCCAGCGCCCACCCAAAUAUCUCUUCAUCGAUUUUGGUAUAUCUCGUCGUUACGAUUCUAGCAACGUUGCGCCUUUGGAAGCUCCCAUAUGGGGUGGCGACAGAACCGUACCCGAGUUUCAAAAGUCAAACGAGCCUCGUAACCCCUUCUCAACGGACGUGUAUUAUCUUGGCAAUAUGAUUAGGAAUGAAUUCCUGCUGACAAAGGACGGAUUUGAAUUCAUGGAACCUCUAGUGAAUAACAUGGUACAGGAUGACCCAGCAAAGCGGCCCACUAUGGAUGAAGUCGUUGCACGUUUCGACCAAAUUUUCGAGCAGCUCAGCAGCUGGAAGUUACGGUCACGCGUCGUUGACAAGACGGAUGGCAAUAUCACAGGCCUUUUUCGUGGUGUCACUCAUUGGACCCGUCGCAUCGGUUAUAUUAUUAGGAGAGUGCCGGCGAUACCAACGCCUUGAAAUCCUUACGUUCUUUACUAUCAUGCCUGCUACAUCUACUUAUGGAUCUAUCCGAGGAACUGGAUUCCUGGCCUCUGUGCAGUGUACUUCAUGUGACCAGGAGUCGCACCUACACAUAAAUAUGUUAUUGAUUGUAUUCGAGUCUGUUCGGAACAUAUCUCCAUUCAAGUCGGUCAAAUGACUCGAAACUGAUGAGGACCGAUUUCAAUGGUUUUAAUGAA